GAGAUGGAGAUCUUCCCUUACAGGUGGAGGCAAGCAUGGAAUGACUGGGAUCUCCGGUCAUUCAUUUUGAUGAGCUUGACCUUGCAGAUGAUCCUCAUCUUCUCCGGGAGCCACCGGAACCACGUUGUCUCCAGGUGGAUCAGCUUCAUCCUCUGGUCGGCCUACUUGCUCGCCGACUGGGUCGCCACCUUCGCUCUUGGCAUCUUCUCCAAUAACCACACUGGCUCUGACUGCGCCUCUUCCUCUCACAGCACCCUGAACGAAGACCGCCUCGCUUUCUGGUCGCCUUUCCUUCUCUUGCACCUCGGCGGCCCUGAUACCAUCACGGCAUUCUCCCUUGAGGAUAACGAGCUGUGGAUGAGGCACUUGAUGGGGCUCGUGUUUCAGGUUGCCGUGGCUUUCUACGUCUUUGUUGGUUCCUUGCCAGAGACAAGGCUCACGGCCCCUGCGGCCAUGAUGUUUCUCGCCGAGAUUCUCAAGUCGGGCGAGAAGUCGUGGUCUCUUAUGUCUGCGAGCAUGGACAGCCUGCGGAACUCCAUGGUCGAGCCCCCCGACCCCGGCACCAACUUUGCCAAGUCGAUGAAGGACUACGCCUCGGUGACCGCUGCAGGAACCAGAGCGACGAUUGACGUGCAGAAAGAGCCAGAAUGGAGACCGUGGAAACCGAACACCUCCGAGGACCCGAUUUCGCCGGUUAUGAUGGUGACCAAAGCUCAUCAGUACUUCCACACUUUCAAGCGCCUCAUGGUCGACCUCAUCAUCCUCAGCCUUCACGAUCGGAACGAUAGCCAGUCGUUCUUCCUCAAGCGCUCUCCCAUCCAAGCUUCUGCCUCACACUGUUGCAGGGCCAUGGCUUCGUUUCACCAGAUUGGGCCUUCACAGUCCCGCAUUUCCAGCUUCGUCUCCGCUACAAACUCUUUCUUGCGGCCACCGAACAAGCCGAGAUGGUCUCAUUCUAUGGCGCAGUAUAAUCUCAUCAGCUUCUGCCUCAAGGACCAUCCAUCCCCAUGUAACAGAUUCCUCCGCUUCCUCACGGUAAAAGAAAGACACAUCUUUAGGGACCUUAAGAACAAAUCCAUCAGCGAAGAGGAGUCCAAAGACUCCAAGCGUUUCAGUGCCUUCAGUGGCGAAUGGGCACUCGAGCAGCAGAAACAUAUGAAGAAAUUUGGCUGGAACGUCAAGGUGGAAUUCGACCAAAGCAUUCUGUUGUGGCACACUGCCACUGAUCUCUGCUACUAAUCCCACGGCACCAAACAGAGUCUG
This is a messenger RNA of Musa acuminata subsp. malaccensis (wild Malaysian banana), 1263 nucleotides long. RefSeq lists its product as uncharacterized. The record is from RefSeq and is a predicted model, not a curated record. Lineage: Eukaryota; Viridiplantae; Streptophyta; Magnoliopsida; Zingiberales; Musaceae.